Paraphaeosphaeria sporulosa is the source of this 849-nucleotide messenger RNA. RefSeq lists its product as uncharacterized. Lineage: Eukaryota; Fungi; Ascomycota; Dothideomycetes; Pleosporales; Didymosphaeriaceae. Gene Ontology annotation, molecular function: protein binding. The transcript has a single exon. The coding region runs from base 1 to 849 and encodes 282 amino acids. The record is from RefSeq and is a predicted model, not a curated record.
AUGACUCACGCAGACCAGCUGCCCGCCUCUUUCAGCUUAUUCAUCGCCACACCGAGAGCCAUUUACGCGCACAGCGGCGCAUUCCGAAAGCGCACCCUCUUCGAAUGCACCUCCGACGGAAUUGUAAAUGCUCGAGCUGCAAAAGACAAUAGCAGCCUGCUCGCUGUCGCGGACAGUCAGCUCGUCAUUCUCCACGACCCAGCGCGCAGAGGCGAUAGGAAGUAUGCGUUAAAGAGUUACGAGGGCGAGCCGAGAUUGUUGGUGUUCUCGCCGGAUUCGCGCACGCUCUACUUCACUACUACGCUGAGCACAUCGAUACAGGCGUAUUGCAUCCCGACGGGGGAGCUGCUGCCGCCGCCGCAGAUUCAUCCUUCCCCGCCGACAAUUUUGUCUAUCUCGUCGGAUGGAAACAUUUUGCUUUCGGCGAGCUCAGCGCCACCAAAGAUAUACCUGCAGGAUUUGAGGUUUGGGGGAAGCGCAUCCGUGAGCUUCCAGCCAGCGGAUGCGAGAUCAUCUGCUGUUUUCGCUACGUUCCAGCGGUACGAAGGGAGGAACCCGUCUUACACUUCCUUUUUUCUGGGAUUCCAAGACGGCACUCUUUCACUGUACAGGCUGGUCCUUCCCACGCGCCGCCAUUCGUAUCAGGGUGUGUAUCUCAACCAGACGCAAGCGUUCCUUCUUCAGCCGACUCGAUUAGGGUGCAUCAAGAAGCUCCAUAAGCCAGCGAUGGGUGGAGUCACUGCGGCGGAAUUCAUCCCUGGCUACAAGGCACGCGCAAUUAGUGUGGGCCAUGAUGGGCGCUGUCGACUAGUUGACUUUAAAGGUCGCGGACGUGUGCUCAGGACUUAG